AUGGAUAAGAACCAAUAUGUUACUUGCAACUUAAAACCCUCUGGGUCAAAAAUCUUUGUUUUUUAUAUUCUGUUUAUAAUUAAAUGCGUUAGAGCGGAUGACGCAGACACUUCACCUUUUAAGUUUAACGAUGAUGUAGUCAGUACUGCAUAUGGUUUUGUAUUGGGAACAUUUAUACCUUCCGCCAAUUCAUCUUAUCAAACAAACACAGUUUUAGCUAUUGUCGGAUUCCUAUUGAUUCGCAUAACCUUUUAUGCAAAAAGUAGAUUAAACAGAGUUGGGAUGCUUGCUUAUUUAGUGUCAGAGAUCGAUUGUGUGGGGAGUAUUAGUUGUGAAGAGUUUGUUAAAGUAUAUGGCAAUAAUGGUGCAACUAAUAACACUAUUUCCAGAGAUACCAAUGGACUUGAUCAAGACAACACUAAGAUCAGCGAUGAUAAUAAAGUUAAAGCUUGCAAUAAUGAUUCAACUAGCAGUACUAAUUCCGAAAAUACUAUUAACAUUGAAGCUUAUUUAUGUGAUGUUGAUAAGAACGUCGACUUUAAAGUUAAUUUAAAUGUUAAAUAUUCACAACCAGGAUAA
Molecule: messenger RNA, 579 nt
Organism: Racocetra fulgida
Lineage: Eukaryota; Fungi; Glomeromycota; Glomeromycetes; Diversisporales; Gigasporaceae
Source: the annotation of a GenBank genome assembly